Molecule: messenger RNA, 1368 nt
Organism: Kwoniella botswanensis
Lineage: Eukaryota; Fungi; Basidiomycota; Tremellomycetes; Tremellales; Cryptococcaceae
Exons: 7
Coding region: 1-1368 (455 amino acids)
Source: RefSeq, a predicted model, not a curated record
AUGUUAUAUCUCACAGCAGAUAAAUUCCCAGUCUUUGUACCAUUUGGUGUGAUAGGUUUCUACCGAUACCUGUGGUACAUCAUCCGAUUACUCGCCAGAGCAGCCUAUCGACCAAUUCCCUUACCACAAAACCCAACGUAUGUAGCAGCAGAGGAUGUCACGAUUAUCGUUCCCACCAUUGACGCAGGAGAGGAGUUUAGGGAAGCAGCAUUCUCAUGGCUUGAAGGUUCUCCCAAAGAAAUCAUCAUCGUCACUGAGGACAAGAUGGUUGGACCCCUUCAAGAACUGGCCAAUUCCGUCGACCCCUCGCGAAUCCGAGUUCUAACAGUUCCCUUCGCCAACAAACGGUUACAGAUGGCUCACGGAAUUCGAAAUACCACUACAGACAUCAUUGUAUUCGCGGAUGACGAUGCGAUCUGGCCACCGACCCUUUUACCCUACGUUCUAGCAUGUUUCGAAGAUCAGCAAGUAGGAGGUGUAGGUACUUCCCAAAGGGUAAAACCAUGUGGUGAUUCAAUGACCAUAUGGGAGGUAUUGGCUGCUUUCCGAUUAACAAUUCGUAAUAUUGAAAUUGCAAGUUCGACACAUAUAGACGGCGGUAUACCAUGUUUGUCUGGGCGUACAGCAGCCUAUCGAACGGUUAUUUUGAAAGAUCCAGAUUUCUUACAUGGUUUCACGAAUGAUCUUUGGCUGGGUAAAUAUCACCUCAAUUCAGGUGAUGAUAAAUUCCUCACUCGUUGGAUGGUCUCUCACGGUUGGAAUACAUACGUUCAAGUUUGUAAAGAGGCGGAAUUACUUUCGACAAUGAAACCUAAUUGGAGAUUUUUGAAACAGGUUUUAAGAUGGACUAGAAAUACUUGGAGAUCAGAUUUCAGAUCGAUUUUCACAGAGAGAUACGUAUGGACCAAACAUCCUUAUGUGGCUUAUACUAUGAUUGAUAAAUUCAUAAAUCCCUUGACGUUACUGGUUGGACCGGUGUUGGUCAUUUAUUUGAUUGUGAAAUCGACGAAGAAUGUGGAAGAUGGAGGUUAUCAUUUACCAGCUUGGAAGAUCGUCAUUUCGUACCUCGUCUGGCUCAUGGUCACUCGUACUGCCAAAUUACUACCCCAUCUAUGGUACAGACCUUCACACAUCAUCUACGUCCCAGCUUGGAUCUUGUUUGGUUAUUACUUCGCCAUCAUGAAGCUAUACGCUUUGUUCACUUUACACGAAACAGGAUGGGGUACAAGAGCAGGUAUCGGAGAUCCCGCAACUGCCACUACCGCUGCUCAGCAGGAGAAGAAAGCUGAUCCAGCGUUCGGUGGGGGAGGUACCGGUGAUCAUGGGAUGUACGAUGCAGAAUCGAAUGGUCUAGCAAGGAAGGGAUAA